This is a messenger RNA of Manihot esculenta (cassava), 1021 nucleotides long. Its product is annotated as two-component response regulator ARR6. Bases 289 to 945 code for a protein of 218 amino acids. The record is from RefSeq and is a predicted model, not a curated record. Gene Ontology annotation, biological process: phosphorelay signal transduction system; cytokinin-activated signaling pathway. NCBI's taxonomy places the organism in Eukaryota, Viridiplantae, Streptophyta, Magnoliopsida, Malpighiales, Euphorbiaceae. The transcript is spliced from 5 exons.
UAGAAACGCAAGACGCGUUUUGUCUUUUGUAGGAAAUCUUCAAAUCCUGCCCUGGAAUUUGCCUGAAAGAUUUGCAAAGAUAUCAAUAAUAUUAGAUCCUCAGAAUCUCGACUUUAUCCUCCCCUUAUUUAAUAACGAAUACCAAAUCUUUCGCUUUCUCAUUUCUAUCCUUUGCUUGUAUUUAAGCCACAUUUCCCCGUUUCUGCUCGGAUCCAUCAAAGUUUGUAUCUCUUCCUCUCUGCUGAUACCGCCCGCGAAGCAAGAAAAAUUACUCUGUUCUCCGGUUUCAUGGCGACUGCCGGUGAGGUUUUGAGGCGGAGUUUGCCGGAGGAGGUUGGAGUUUCUAAUGGGUCAUCUUCGGUUUCUGAUGAACUUCAUGUUCUUGCUGUGGAUGAUAGCCAUGUCGAUCGGAAGGUUAUUGAGCGGUUGCUUAAAAUUUCAUCCUGUAAAGUUACGACUGUUGAUAGUGGGACUAGAGCCCUGCAGUAUCUUGGAUUGGAUGGAGAGAAGAAAUCUGUUGGGUUCAAUGACUUGAAAGUGAAUCUUAUAAUGACGGAUUACUCCAUGCCGGGAAUGACAGGAUAUGAACUGCUCAAAAAGAUCAAGGAAUCAUCAGCUUUCAGAGAGAUCCCUGUAGUGAUCAUGUCAUCUGAGAACAUUUUAGCUCGAAUUGACCGGUGUUUGGAAGAAGGAGCAGAGGAAUUCAUAGUAAAACCAGUAAAACUAUCAGAUGUGAAACGGCUGAAAGAUUUCAUAAUGAGAGGAGAGGGAGAGGAAAAGGGAAAGACAAAGAUUCAGAAGAGAAAGAUGGAAGACGAUGAUAUCUUCUCAUUUUCUUCUCAGUUGCCUUCUUCCGAUUCAGAAGUGUCAUCGGAACAACAGUCAUCGACACAAACAUCCACCUUGUACAUGUCUAAAAGACUUAAAUUUCUGAAGACAGACUAAUUUGUCGUCAUUCCUUGACAAUUUUUGUUCAUUUUUUUGUGAAUACCAAUGGAUGGAGAAACAAUUUUUGCCAUUA